Molecule: messenger RNA, 5302 nt
Organism: Mus musculus (house mouse)
Lineage: Eukaryota; Metazoa; Chordata; Mammalia; Rodentia; Muridae
Gene: Topbp1
Product: topoisomerase (DNA) II binding protein 1
Exons: 28
Coding region: 243-4790 (1515 amino acids)
Biological process (GO): chromatin organization; double-strand break repair via alternative nonhomologous end joining; DNA replication checkpoint signaling
Cellular component (GO): centrosome; chromosome; spindle pole
Molecular function (GO): protein serine/threonine kinase activator activity; chromatin-protein adaptor activity; phosphorylation-dependent protein binding
Source: RefSeq, a predicted model, not a curated record
CGCCCGGCGCCUCUUGCGGCCUUCGCGCCUCUCCUAACCGGCGGGUGGGCCUCAGGUCCCUGGGGAGCCGCGGCCUGGACGCUCCUUUCCCUGGGAGCUGGGCCGAGCGUGCACGACCUUGCACGGUGGCUGCUUGCGUUCAGAGUUCGUUAACUUAGGAGCAAAUCUUGCGGGCUGUGGGUACCCGUAGCCGCAGCGGCGCCCUGCGUCGUCUUAAGCCCCAUGCAAGUGAACAUUCAGCUAUGUCCAGAAAUGACCAAGAGCCGUUUCUUGUGAAGUUUUUAAAGUCUUCGGACAAUUCAGAAUGCUUUUUUAAAGCUCUUGAGUCAAUAAAGGAAUUACAAUCAGAAGAUUAUCUUCAGAUUAUUACAGAUGAGGAAGCAUUGAAGAUAAGAGAGAAUGACAAAUCGCUUUAUAUCUGUGACCGUUUCAGUGGCACUGUUUUUGAUCACCUUAAACAGCUUGGCUGCAGGAUUGUUGGUCCUCAAGUGGUCACAUUUUGUAUGCGCCACCAGCAAUGUGUCCCAAGAGCUGAGCAUCCAGUCUACAACAUGAUAAUGUCUGACGUAACUGUAUCCUGUACAAGCCUGGAUAAAGACAAACGGGAAGAAGUUCAUAAAUACGUACAAAUGAUGGGUGGACGAGUAUACAGAGACCUUAAUGUAUCAGUCACUCACCUUAUUGCAGGAGAAGUUGGGAGCAAAAAGUACUUAGUUGCUGCUAAUCUGAAGAAGCCUAUUUUGCUACCUUCUUGGAUAAAAACCCUUUGGGAGAAGUCACAAGAAAAAAAAAUAACCAAGUACACUGAUGUAAACAUGGAAGACUUUAAGUGUCCUAUUUUUCUUGGUUGCAUUAUCUGUGUGACUGGCUUAAAUGGAAUACACAGAAAGACAGUCCAGCAACUCACGGCUAAGCACGGAGGCCAGUACAUGGGACAGUUGAAGAUGAAUGAGUGUACACACCUCAUUGUGCAAGAACCAAAAGGACAAAAAUACGAAUGUGCCAGGAGAUGGAAUGUGCACUGUGUGACCCUGCAAUGGUUUCAUGACAGUAUUGAGAAAGGCUUUUGUCAGGAUGAAUCUAUAUACAAGGCUGAAACCAGAGUAGAAGCAAAGAUGGUGCCUGAUACUUCAACACCCACUGCUCAGAGCAAUGCUGAAAGUCACACGCUCGCAGAUGUCAGCCAUAUAUCCAACAUAAAUGGCAGCUGUGUAAAUGAAACAAUGUUUGGUUCAACUACUAGCAAACUUGAAUGUUCCCUUGAAAACCUAGAAAAUCUGGACAUCAGUAUGUUUCAAGCUCCUGAAGACUUAUUAGAUGGCUGUCGGAUAUAUCUUUGUGGUUUUAGUGGCAGAAAGCUGGAUAAGCUGAGAAGGCUUAUUAACAGUGGAGGUGGAGUUCGAUUUAAUCAACUAAAUGAAGAUGUAACUCAUGUAAUUGUGGGAGAUUAUGAUGACGACGUGAGGCAGUUCUGGAGCAAAUCAUCUCACAGGCCUCACGUAGUGGGAGCAAAGUGGUUGCUGGAGUGUUUUACUAAAGGAUAUAUACUUCCUGAAGAGUCCUAUAUCCACACUAACUACCAGCCAGCUGGAAUUGCAGUUUCCGAUCAGCCUGGAAACCAGACAGCUGUCUUAGACAAGAGCGGCUCAUUCUCCAAGAGCGCCCUUGUUCCUGCUGAGAGGCUUCAGCAGGCCGACGAGGAUCUGCUUGCUCAGUAUGGAAAUGACGACUCCACGAUGGUUGAAGCUAAGCUAUCUGAAGCUUUAGAGCCUGAAGUCGGGCCUUGCCCUGGUUCUGCUCACCGUGAGCCCUGUGAUGAUUCCACUCACAUUUCUGUGCAAGAGGAAAACAAGUCGUCUGUCAGUCAUUGCAUCCUUGAUGACUCUACAGUUCGUGAAGAAGGCUUAUUUAGCCAGAAGAGUUUCCUUGUUUUGGGUUUUAGUGUUGAAAAUAAAUGUAAUAUUGUAGACAUCAUAAGAGAGCAUGCUGGCAAGAUUGUGUCCCUUCCCAGCAGAAUUGUUGCUGACUAUGCUGUGGUUCCACUGCUGGGAUGUGAGGUAGACGUGACGGUGGGAGAAGUUGUUACAAACACGUGGCUGGUUACGUGUAUAGACAACCAGACAUUAGUUGAUCCCAAGUCGAAUCCCCUCUUCACACCAGUCUCAGUAAUGUCGGGAGUGACUCCUUUAGAGGACUGUGUGAUUUCCUUCAGUCAGUGUGUGGGAGCAGAAAGAGAUUCCUUGGUAUUCUUAGCAAAUCACCUUGGAGCAAGUGUUCAAGAAUUCUUUGUUCGCAAAGCCAAUGCAAAGAAAGGCAUGCUCGCCAGCACACAUCUUAUAGUGAAGGAACCGACUGGUUCCAAAUACGAAGCUGCAAAGAAAUGGAGUUUGCCGGCAGUUAACAUUUCAUGGCUCUUAGAAACUGCGAGAAUCGGGAAGAGAGCAGAUGAAAACCAUUUUCUGGUUGACAACGCACCUAAACAAGAACAAGUUUUAGAAACUAAGAUACCAAAUGGAGUGAGUUCAAAUCCAGAUUUACCAGCACAUCCUGACGCACACUUGGAAAUUCACAGAAAAAAGGCGGUUACACCUUUGGACAUGAAUCGCUUUCAGAGUAGAGCCUUCCGUGCUGUCAUUUCACAGCAGAGGGGGCAGGACCCCACCUUUCCACCAGUACGGCAGCCCCUUACUAAGGAGCCCUCUUUACACCUGGACACACCAUCAAAGUUUCUGUCCAAGGACAAGCUUUUCAAGCCAUCCUUUGAUGUGACGGAUGCACUUGCAGCCCUGGAAACCCCAAAUGCUGCCAGCCAGAAGCGGAAACUAAGCUCACCACUCUCUGAAGUCAUCGUCAGAAACCUGACAGUUGCUUUGGCAAAUAGUUCCCGAAACACUGACAGUCAUUCUGCCAGCCCUCAGCUGAAGGGUGCCCAUUUGGAGGAGGAAGAGACUCGGAAACCACUUGACAGCGUUGUGGUGUGUGUGAGUAAGAAGCUCAGUAAGAAGCAGAGUGAGCUCAAUGGGGUCGCAGCAUCACUGGGAGCAGAGUACAGGUGGAGUUUCGAUGAGACUGUUACUCAUUUCAUUUACCAGGGUCGGGCAAAUGACAGUAAUCGAGAAUAUAAAUCUGCAAAGGAAAGAGGGGUGCACAUCGUGUCCGAGCAUUGGCUAUUAGAGUGUGCUCAAGAGUAUAAGCAUCUUCCUGAAUCUCUUUAUCCACACACUUACAAUCCCAAAAUGAGUUUGGACAUCAACACAGUGCAAGAUGGGCGGCUCUGUAACAGCCGGGCACCCUUGGCAGUUUCUGCAUCUAAGGAUGAUGGGCCAGAUCAUCUGUCUGUAGAAGGAAAUGAGACAAACACUAUGGGCACAAAUGACAAAGAGUCACCUCUGUUGAAUGGGAGUGGAAGAGAUGACUGUAAAGGAGCUCUGACCCAGGCCUUGGAGAUGAGAGAGAACUUCCAGAAGCAGCUGCAAGAGAUCAUGUCAGCCACCUGCAUUGUGAAGACGCCUGCCCAGAAGACUUGCAUGUCAAGAAGCAGCUGUAACAGCGCCUCUUCAACUCCUGACAGCGCUCGCUCUGUGCGGAGCGGACGAAGCCGAGUCCUGGAGGCACUCAGGCAGUCUCGGCAGGCAGUGCCUGAUGUGAACACGGAGCCGUCCCAGAACGAGCAGAUCAUUUGGGACGACCCGACAGCAAGGGAAGAGAGAGCAAGGCUUGCCAGCAACUUACAGUGGCCCAGCGACCCCACACAGCAUUCUGAGCUUCAGGUUGAGAUAAAAAUGCCGGAUGACUCUCCCUCUCGAAAGCCUGUGUACCAUUCAGAAAUUGCUGAGCAGGCCUCGUGUGUUACUCAAGCCCCAGGGCACCCAGGCUCUGAAGAACCAGAGCCUCCAGUAGCAGAAAGGCCUUUGAUCCCCGAGCCGCAAGCCCCCGCUGUAGCUUCCCCCCUGGCUAAGCCGCCUGUGGCCCCACAACCUGCAGACAAGAUUGAAACACAGGAGGAGACGCACAGAAAAGUUAAAAAACAGUAUGUGUUCCAGAUGUCGUCUCUGAAUUCUCAAGAGCGGAUUGAUUACUGUCGCCUGAUUAAAGACUUAGGUGGGUCGGUGAUCGAGAAGCAGUGCUCUGACCCCAGCUGCACACACAUGGUUGUGGGCUACCCACUGCGCAAUGAGAAGUACUUAGCUUCUAUGGCAGCUGGUAAAUGGGUGCUUCAUCGCUCCUACCUAGACGCUUGCAAGACAGCUGGGCGCUUUGUGCAGGAAGAAGACUACGAGUGGGGAAGUAGCUCCAUACUUGAUGCUCUCCCUGACGUCACUGAGCACCAGCAGAAGCUCGCACUGGCGGCAAUGAGAUGGAGGAAAAGAAUCCAGCAAAGUCAAGAAUCCGGCAUUGUUGAGGGAGCAUUUAGUGGCUGGAAAGCUAUUUUACGUGUUGAUCGGCCCCGAGAAGCUGGGUUCAAACGCCUUCUUCAGGCAGGAGGAGCAAAGGUGUUAUCUGGUCAUCCAGAACCUUUACUUAAAGAUGCUACGCAUCUCUUUUGUGACUUCAAUAAACUGAAACCUGAUGACUGCAGAGUUUUCAUCGCAGAGGCUACUGCCCAGAACAUGGUCUGCUUGAAAACAGAAUAUAUCGCUGAUUAUCUCAUGCUGGAAUCCCCUCCUUGUGCAGACAAUUACCGUGUAUCCGAAGCUGCUUUAUUCCAUAAUAAGAAAGGUGGGCCUGGAUUACCACAGAAGAGGAAAACUCCUGCAGAGAAUGUAGUCAAACGGCCUCGAGUACACUGAAGUGAGCCAUACACAACCACCCAACGAAUGUUUUUGAGUUUAGUGUGCUUGCCUAAAAUGUAUAAAGUGCACUAGAAAAUUUUCAGCUACAACCUGAACAUUGCUGUGAUGCAUUUGUGUAGCAGUUUAAAGGCAUACAUCUGAAGGACUAUGCUUCAGAUUCUAAUGAUCCUGUAAACUGGAUACCUUUAACCUGAAUUUGAAUCACUGGUUAUUGACUGUUCCUAAUGAGGCUGAAAUAGUUUUAACAAGGAGAUUUGUUUCAAAAAUGUCAUAGUUCAUAAAAGCAAAAGUUAUACAUUAGGGUUAUUUCAUGUUUUCCUGAUUUUUAUAUAUGUAUUCUUGCCAUUUAACCUCUUUAACAGCCUGAGCAGAGAGUUUAACAAUGAAGCUGGGGCUCUAAACUUAAAAUAUGUAUAUAUGUAAAUGUGUGUAUGUAUAAACUUCUAUCAUUUGCCAAACUUGGGCACCAAAACUUUGAGAUAAAGAAUAAAAAAAAAUAGCAACUUAAA